Messenger RNA from Toxotes jaculatrix (banded archerfish), 2602 nucleotides. RefSeq lists its product as uncharacterized. NCBI's taxonomy places the organism in Eukaryota, Metazoa, Chordata, Actinopteri, Toxotidae. The record is from RefSeq and is a predicted model, not a curated record. The transcript has 4 exons. Bases 72 to 1496 code for a protein of 474 amino acids.
AGACUAUUGGUGAACUUGUUCAGCACAUUAAGAGGCAGUGUGGGGUAGAGGACCACUUCAGGCUGCAAUUUAUGGAUGCUGAGUUUGGCAAUGAAUUCACCAACUUGACUUCAAUGUUAGAGAUCCAGGACAAAAGUACCUUAAAGCUUGUCUUUGAUUCAGCUGCCGCUGCCUCUGCCCUGCCUGGUGGCUCCCCACCUACACCCUGCUCCACUCCUGUCACAUCAUGGUCUGGUGAGGACUCAUCACUUUUAUUUAGUAGCUUGUGUGACACAGACAUCCUGUCUUCUCCUGAGUCCACCCCUUCAAGAUCCUCUGGAUGGCCUGCUGUUUUUGUUGUACCCCGUUUCCCAUAUGAUUGUCAGCUUCAGCUGGACAAGGCCAAUGCGGCAUUCAAAGAAAGUGGAACUUUAUUGGAUCCAGAUGUUAGACUUAAAACUGCCAUUCUUGACAGUUUAGCUGAGGAAAUUGUUCGGUACAAAGUGUACCCCUCAGACAGUGAGUUUGAAGAGGUUUCUGAAGCCCUUGUGUCAUCCCAUCCAUGUUUGAACGAGCCAGGCUCUGCCACUGGAUAUGGUGGCUGGAAGGUGAGCUUAAAGUACAAACUUGCUAACUACCGGAGGAAGCUCAAGCGGCUUGGAUGUCCAGAAGUUGAACUGAAUUCCCUGACAAAUAAACCUGCAGACAAAUGCAGUCCUGCUUAUGGUGUGAAGAAGCCCAGAAGAGCAGAAGUAAAUUACUGCCCCACCUACCCAUCUGGUGAAUCUGCAGAGACACUUGAAAAAAUAAGAGAGACCCUGCUUUUAGAAGUAAAGAAAAGGAACAAUCAGGACACAGUGGCGGCCAUGAUGGAGAAGACCUUUGCACACAGAAGGCAAGAGGUUAUUCGUGAUGCACCCUUGAUUGCUGAUUUCAAAACCAAAUGGCCGGCUCACUUCUGUGUAUGUGAGCUAACUGCUGAAUGCAAGAGGAUUACAACCGUCAGUUUGCUGCCAAGGUUCUUCUCCGAACUGGAUGUUCUAUCUUCAAACCUGAUGAAGGUGUUUUCCAAGAAAGGGGGCGGUCAAGGAAGAAAGAUCAAGAGCAUCAUGAUACCCAUCACCCAGGCCGAUGCCAUUGAUGUCAGAAGAGACUGCAUCAUCAAAGCCCUGUGUGUCUACUUAAAUGAAGAGCCAGAGAACCUUGUGAAAGAAUACAUGAACACAGAUGGUGAAAGCAGUGAAGCUGCGAUGAUGAAGACUACAUUUGGAAUCUUUGUCAUUCGCAAAGAAGGUGCAGAGCCAAAAGAUGGACCGGAAGAUGUAGGUAUCAUUCUGGAGGGUGUGCAAGUUCUGGAUGAGCUCAGAAACGUACCACUUGCCGUGGGAAUGUUGUUCUCAUUGUAUAUGCGCUCAACCUCAGCUACCCACCAGAGCUGCGAUACACCUUCGAAGCUUUGCAGAAGCUUAUCAUGGAGCUUGAUGGAAACCGACUCUCAAAAAAAAUUCAAACACUGAAAACACUACUUGCACGUUAGUCAUCCUCAAUAGAGUAAACUACUGUUCAGGUAGUGGUUACUCUAUUUGAAGCCAUUCAGGCAUUUACCUUCAAAUAUGAUAAGCUGUUGUUAAUGUGUUUUGAUGUUUCUUUAAACAAGGGAAGAAAAAAAAAAGUGUUGUCAAACAACGAAGUUUUCUUUUGAAACUUGAGAUGAUGCACAAUGCUGUAUUGAACAUUUUUCUUUGCACACAGUUGCCAGGACCGUAUUCUGCAUAUAGCUUCAUAACCAGCUUUGAUUUGUUUUUUGGUCAUCAGAAAGCUCCAAAUAUAGACACCUAAUACUGGUUGUUUAAAUGGUUUACACUUGAAAUUUGUCUGUGAAUAGGAAUGUAUGUUGCAGUGAUAUUUCUCAAACUUGAGCCACUUCAUGGCUACCUAGAAUCCAGUCUUAACAAAUUUUCAUAGAUGUCAGUUUUUAGAGAUUUGUUUGACUGACAUAAAUACAUUGUAGGUUGUUUCAUAUUAGAUGUUAACUGGGGGCAAGCUUGACAGUGUACUCCAAUUUCCUAACUCAGCAGUCACAAUUUGUCCUUGUCUGUCUGUCUGUUGGACUUUGAAAUUUCAUGCUGUGUGUUUGUAUUUUCACAGCAACAUGUUUUCAGCCAAUUGCUUGAAAGUGAGUUUUGCCAUUUCUGAUUAAGUGUUAUUCCAACAAAUCCAGUUUGCUUCAUGUUUUUCUUUUCCAAAACUUGACACCAGCUUGGGGAAUAUAAAAAUACUGUUAAAUUAUUUAUUUUAUUAAUAAUUAUGCUACAGUUAUGUUCCUGUUCAUAUCAGAUGCUUAAGCCUAAUGUGGUUUUGUUGACUCCGCACAAUGAAUUAAUGUAACUGUAUUUAAAAUAAUGGUUGCAACUACCCAUUUAAAUUAAGUAACUCGUAAUUAUAUCAUACAAGUUUAAAUGGCCCAACAAAAAUAUGUUAGUAUGUAACAUUUACCCUUACAAAUCUAGUUGGACAUAAUCCUAGUAAUUAAGUCAUAGUAACACAAAUGCAUCAUGUUGAUCCAACAUAUUUAUAUUUAGGUCACUCGACAAAAUUGUUUCCGGCUAAAUUAAAACAUUUU